UCUACAACUGAACAACAGAUACAAGUGCUAUUGGAUAUAUAAAUUUGAACACAACAAAAAUAUCUUUUAAGUGUAUAUCAGAAAAUAUAACAAAUGUGCAUUAUAGUUAGCCUGUAUUUACGAAUAUCAUGUUUAACUUCAUAAUGCUGUGAAUAUUUUAGUCAGGAUCAUAAAUGAAAGAACGAUUAUUACAGAAAAUAAUAUUAAUAUAACCACAGAUAUAAUUCAUAUAUUCAUAAAUGUAUAUAUAGCGUGAUUGGUUAGCCUGGUAGUGAGGAGUAUUGUGCCAACGGGCAGGAUCUGAGGGAUGAAGCUUCCUGAAGAGGUAAACCUGCUGAUCUCCAGUGCAGAGGCAAGUCCUCGAUCCUCCACACCCACAGUUGCCCUGAGCGAGGUGGAGGAGCUGGUGGAAACUGUUAUCGUACUGCACAAGGACUCGAGGACCCAUGAACUAGGCCUGAGAGUGGUGGGCGGCGUUGACACCUACCUGGGAUGUGUGGUGGUGGAGGAGGUGACGGAGGGCGGAGAGGCGUGGGUGGACGGCAGGCUUCAGAGAGGCGACAUUAUUCUCCAGGUCAACAACACGUCCCUCAUGCAUUCUACACAAGAGGAGGCGGUGAAGGUGUUGCGAUGCUGCUCCUCCCCUGUCAGGCUGCUUGUGAUCCGUGAGGACCCCGAGCAGCUCUUCACCACUACCAAGGAGCCGACGAUAUUCAUCACAAUGGAACUUUACAAGUCCAGUGUAGCAGAGCGUAUAGGGUUGAGUCUCAUGGAGCGAAGAGACAGAAAAGGAAUCUUCGUCACUCUAGUGGAGGCGGGUAGCCUCGCAGCUGGCUACGGAGGCAUAAUGCAGGGAGACAAGCUGCUGGCGGUGAACCAGACCUCGGUGGCCUCCCUCAGUCUGCAGCGUGUUGUCUCCAUCCUCAGGAGUUUGGAAGGGAGAGUGGUGGUUGUAGUGGGUCGGGUACCAGAGCUUGCUGGGGCCAUUCAGAGGUGGGCGUGCUCCCAGCUCCACACCUCCACACCUACACCCAGACCCACCAUACACUCCUGGCUUCACUCCACACUCCAUAAGCAAAGGGAGUGUGGAGCGGGUAGUAUGGAGGAUGCUGGAUACGGGUCGUCGACGUUGCUGGCAGGAAGGAUGCUCCUUGAUGAUCACACCACCGCCGUCUGCGCCGCCCCCAGGUUCCCACUCCCACUAACCCUUAUCCGCAUCCUCAGAUCACUACAUGGCCGCUCCACACCCUUCACACGCACGGUUCUCCAGGUUCCAUCCACACAAAUGGCUCUCCAUUCCACAAAUAGUGUUCAUCAGGGCCUCUCUCCACACAGUGACGGUCAGGGCCCCACGACACACAGUGACCUUCAGGGUCUCUCCACACGCAGUGUCCGUCAGACCCCCUCCACAUACAGUGUCCUUCAGGACCCCUCCACACACAGUGUCUAUCCGGGCCCCUCCACACACGCUGCCCUUCAGGGCUCCUCCACACACGCUGCCCUUCAGGGCCCCUCCACACACGCUGCCCUUCAGGGCUCCUCCACACACAUUGCCCUUCAGGGCUCCUCCACACACACCGUUCUCCAAGGCUCUUCCACAUCCUUCACUCACGUAAAGGUCCUCCAGGGCCCCUCAACGCACAGGGCCCUCGACCAGGGCCCCUCAACACACAGAGUCCUCGAUCAGGCCCCCUCCACGCACAGGGCCCUCGACCAGGCCCCCUCCACGCACAGGGCCCUCGACCAGGCCCCCUCCACGCACAGGGCCCUCGACCAGGCCCCCUCCACGCACAGGGUCCUCGACCAGGCCCCCUCCACGCACAGGGCCCUCGACCAGGCCCCCUCCACGCACAGGGCCCUCGACCAGGCCCCCUCCACGCACAGGGUCCUCGACCAGGCCUCCUCCACGCCCAGAGCCACCAGAUCCUCCUUACGGGCACCAGCUCACGUCUAUAACACUGCAGUGAUCUGUGCGGAGAGUGUAACCUGCGGAUCACACAAACCAUUUUUAACUGGAAUAAAAAUCACAAGUUUUUGACCAAUUAAAUGACGAUUAAAUAUUAUAAUAUAUCAGUUAUAUUGUAUAAAUAAAGAUAUUAUUGCGUGAAAUA
This is a messenger RNA of Procambarus clarkii (red swamp crayfish), 2111 nucleotides long. RefSeq lists its product as uncharacterized. Gene Ontology annotation, molecular function: protein binding. Lineage: Eukaryota; Metazoa; Arthropoda; Malacostraca; Decapoda; Cambaridae. The record is from RefSeq and is a predicted model, not a curated record.